Messenger RNA from Corapipo altera (White-ruffed manakin), 4047 nucleotides. RefSeq names its product semaphorin 3E (gene SEMA3E). The coding region runs from base 402 to 2729 and encodes 775 amino acids. The record is from RefSeq and is a predicted model, not a curated record. The transcript is spliced from 17 exons. Gene Ontology annotation, molecular function: chemorepellent activity; semaphorin receptor binding. Gene Ontology annotation, biological process: semaphorin-plexin signaling pathway; positive regulation of cell migration; negative regulation of axon extension involved in axon guidance. NCBI's taxonomy places the organism in Eukaryota, Metazoa, Chordata, Aves, Passeriformes, Pipridae.
UUUUUUUUCCCUCCCUCCUUCUCUGAAUGAAUUGCCUUGCAGGAGGGACUGAAAAUACAGCUUCUUCCUGAAUCCAGUGGCAGAGUUACUAGAGACAGCUCAAGACACAACACUGCAGAGUAACGCCUUGGAAUGUCCUCGCACUUUAUAAACAAUUGUCCUAGGGAGGGAAUAUUUUUACAUGACAUUUGCACAGCUUGACAAAUGGCUAGCUGAGGCUGUGUGCUGCUCUGAUGAACGUUGAAUAUUAUACAGAGAUACCCCACAAACUGACCAAAGAGAGCGAUCUAACUGCACUGGGAAAGUAGAAGUGGAAGUUGGAGCCUUAAAAACGCCCCACCAAAACAACUAACAAACAGCAGCAUUUAAGAGAAGAGAGCAAGAAAUUUAUCUUGGGCAGGAUGGCAUCUGCCCAGGACCUUUUAAUCCUGGCACUAUAUGGCUUGUUACUAGAGUUACCGGCUGGAUGUCACGCAGCGGAUACGAGGCAGCCAAGGUUACGUCUGUCACAUAAAGAGCUCUGGGAUUUAAACAGGACGUCAGUCUUUCGUAGCCCGUUUGGAUAUCUUGGUCUCCAUGUAAUGCUGCUGGAUGAGUAUCAAGAGCGACUGUUCGUGGGAGGAAGAGACCUCUUGUAUUCCCUCAGUUUGGAUCGAAUCAGCGACAACUACCGAGAGAUCCAUUGGCCUAGUACACCUCAGCAGGCAGAAGAAUGCAUAAUUAAAGGAAGAGAUGCUGAUGAAUGUGCAAAUUAUGUCCGUGUCCUUCACCGAUAUAACAGAACGCAUCUUCUGGCUUGUGGAACAGGAGCUUUUGAUCCCCUCUGUACUUUUAUAAGAGCUGGACAUCCAUCAGAGGAUCAUCUGUUUCAACUGGAAUCGCACAAAUUUGAGAGAGGACGAGGCAGGUGCCCUUUUGACCCCAGUUCUUCCUUCACCUCCAUCUUAAUUGGUGGUGAACUUUUUGCUGGUCUCUACAGUGACUACUGGGGAAGAGAUGCUGCCCUGUUUCGCACCAUGAAUCGCAUGGCCCAUCUCCGAACUGAACCUGACAAUGAGCGCCUUUUGAAAGAACCAAAAUUUGUUGGCUCCUACAUGAUUCCUGACAAUGAAGACCAUGAUGAUAACAAAGUGUAUUUCUUCUUUACUGAAAAAGCUUUAGAGGUUGAGACAAACACUCAUGCCAUAUAUACCAGAGUGGGACGUGUAUGUGCGAAUGAUAUGGGAGGCCAGAGAAUGCUCGUCAAUAAAUGGACCACUUUCCUCAAAACCAGGCUAGUUUGUUCUGUGCCUGGGAGAAACGGAAUCGAUACACAUUUUGAUGAAUUAGAGGAUGUAUUUUUGCUGCAAACUCGUGAUAACAAGAAUCCAGUGAUAUUUGGCCUUUUCAACACUACAAGCAAUAUAUUCAGAGGCUAUGCUAUAUGUGUUUACCACAUGGCAAGUGUUCGAGCAGCUUUCAAUGGACCAUAUGCUCAUAAAGAAGGACCUGAAUACCACUGGGCUCUCUACGAAAGAAAAGUACCUUAUCCUAGACCUGGUUCAUGUGCCAGUAAGGUGAAUGGGGGUCUGUACACUACCACAAAAGACUAUCCUGAUGAAGCUGUCCAUUUUGCCAGGAGUCAUCCACUAAUGUAUCAGCCCAUCAGGCCUGUUCAUAAGAGACCAAUACUAGUUAAAACAGAUGGAAAGUACAAUCUUAAACAACUAGCAGUGGACAGAGUGGAAGCUGAAGAUGGGCAGUAUGAUGUCUUGUUCAUUGGCACAGAUAAUGGCAUUGUGUUGAAAGUCAUAACAAUUUACAAUCAAGAGACAGAAUCAAUGGAAGAAGUGAUUCUUGAAGAGCUGCAAGUAUUCAAGAUGCCAGUUCCUAUUAUUUCUAUGGAAAUCUCUUCAAAAAGGCAACAGCUCUAUGUUGGCUCCGAGUCAGUCAUAACACAGGUGAAGUUCCACCAGUGUGACAUGUAUGGCACAGCCUGCGCCGACUGCUGCCUCGCCCGAGAUCCCUACUGUGCCUGGGAUGGGAUCUCCUGCUCCCGUUACUAUCCCACAGGAGUGCAGGCAAAGAGACGUUUCCGCAGACAAGAUGUUCGGCAUGGAAAUGCAGCGCAGCAGUGCUUUGGCCAGCAGUUCAUUGGUGAAGUCCUGGAGAAGACUGAGGAGCGACUUGUUUAUGGAAUAGAGUACAACAGCACCCUUUUGGAGUGCACCCCUCGGACCUUACAAGCAAAAGUAAUCUGGUUUGUCCAGCGAGCACAUGAAACUAAGAAGGAAGAGGUGAAGACAGAUGACAGAAUAAUCAAAAUGGACCUUGGACUUUUAUUCCUGAAGCUCCAUCGUCUGGAUGCAGGGACUUAUUUUUGUCAGACAGUGGAACACAGCAUUGUUCACACUGUGAGGAAAACCACCCUGGAAGUAGUCGAGGAAGAACGUGUAGAUGAAAUGUUCAAUAAAGACUAUGAGGAGGAGAUACCUCACAAAAUGCCAUGCCCAAUGCAGAGUAGUAUACCUCAGGCAUCAAAACCAUGGUACAAGGAAUUUCUUCAACUAAUAGGUUACAGCAACUUCCAGAGGGUGGAAGAAUACUGUGAAAAAGUGUGGUGUACAGAUAAGAAGAGAAAAAAGUUGAAAAUGUCUCCCUCCAAGUGGAAAUAUGCCAACCCUCAGGAGAAGAAGGCAAAGAUCAGACAAGAGCAUUACCGGUUGCCCAGGAACAUAGCUGACUCUUGAUGGACAAAAUCCAUCCACUGUUUCUGAGCAAAAGGACUUAAGAGGGAGAAAUCAGUCUUGAUUUGAGUAAAUUACACAGGUUUAUAUAUAUAAAAUAUUGGGACUGAAAAAAAUGCUAUGGUAAGUUAUAUUGUACACAUGAUGACUGUUUAGAAGCAUUUUAAACGAAAUCUUCUCAGCUAUUUGGUUCUAAGUCAAUGCAUUAGGGAUGACGUGACAAUCUUCAGACUUUGAGUGCUUGAAUCAGUCUCCUGUGUGGACCGUGCUUGUGCUGUAUAUUGUUGCACAUGAUGGUAUAUUUAACAAAUUCGAAUAGCUAAGCAUUCACAAAUGGAUGAAAAGUAUAACACAUUUCUUUGUUUCACAAAUUUCUCAAGCUUCUGAAAAUGGCACGUCUUAAGAUCUUUCCUUUUGAUUGUGACCUGUCUGAGUUUAUCACUGAGAACGAGUUAUGUUAAUAUAGUGUAUUGCUAUUUCUAAAGGUAAUGAAGGGAAAUCCUAUUUACUUCCCACAAUUUUUUUUUUCAUAUCAAUCAUUUAUGGAGUGCAAUGUGCUCUCACAGCUAAAUAAUAUUACCUAGUAACUUGAUGUAAGUCAAAUGCAUGCUGAGAACACAGACAGAAUGAAAUUCAUCAAUUUAUCUAUAUAAGAAGUUGAAAUAAUGGUUUAGAUAGAAAACGAGUCCAUCUUGUGUCUAGUACAUUGCAUUAGUGAUGACACGAAUUAAAGGAUCGCCCUCUUGUGGCAAAAAAAAGGCAAAACCUGAUACUAAAAUUCAUUUACUGAAGAAAUGUGUAUAAGCAGAGAAGUAUUACCGAGAUCCGCAGCUGGUUUGUUUUCAGCAGACACUUCUAGUCUCCAUGUGCUAAAUCCACAGAUUUAGAAGGUAGUGUUGGAAGUCAUUUAUACUGGAAAGGCAGCAUUUAAAGUGAUGCUUUAUGUUGUUAACGUGCUUUUGGGGUAAAACGCAGUCAUAAAAAGUUACAAUGUAGAUUAAAAGCAAGAACAGCAUUAUACAGCUGUGUUUCUGUAGUUUCAGGAUCUACUUCACUUAAAUCUUUUUCUGGUAUGUGAUCUCUGAUCUAAAGGGCUGUUUUGCUGCUGUUGUGAGUGAUACCAGGGGAGAACAAAAGAACUAAGUUGCUUACAAUCUUUCAAGGCUUACUAUUAAAAAAAAAAAAAUCUUUCUGUCUUUAACUACAAAAAAACAGAUGCAGAAAAUGCACAAAAAUUAGUAUUUCACUACCUGAGAAAUCUAUAUUACAAUAUGAAAUGUAUACUGAUUUUUUUAAAUUGGAAAUUUAAAAAAAAAAAAAA